This is a messenger RNA of Cherax quadricarinatus, 11810 nucleotides long. RefSeq names its product exostosin glycosyltransferase 1 ttv (gene ttv). Lineage: Eukaryota; Metazoa; Arthropoda; Malacostraca; Decapoda; Parastacidae. Gene Ontology annotation, molecular function: glycosyltransferase activity. Gene Ontology annotation, cellular component: membrane. The record is from RefSeq and is a predicted model, not a curated record.
UAGAUCUACUUUUGUAGCUACGAAUUUGAACGUUAAUACCAUUGUUUUUAUUACAUUGAUUAUUCCUGUUUAUGAAAGAAAAACUCAUUGCUGUAUGACCCUUGUGGGUUUAGCACUUUUUUUUUCAACAAACUGGCCAUAUCCCACUGAGGCAGGGUGACCUAAAAAGAAAAACGAAAGUUUCUCUCUUUAAAUUUAGUAAUUUAUACAGGAGAAGGGGUUACUAGCCCCUUAAUUAUUAUUAUAAUAAUAAUGAAAGAGAAACUAAUAUGUAAUUUAAAUGUCUACAGGUACGAUUAUGAGGUUCUGAUGAGGAAUUCAACAUUCUGCCUGGUGCCCCGAGGUCGUCGCCUAGGGUCCUUCCGUUUCCUGGAGGUGCUGCAGGCUGGUUGUAUUCCAGUGUUGUUGGCCAAUGGAUGGGAACUCCCCUUCAGUGAGGUCAUUGACUGGAGCCAGUCUACUAUACGAGCGGACGAGAGACUCCUCCUGCAGGUGCCAGAUAUGGUGCGGUCCAUAAAUGCUUCACAGAUGCUGCACAUGAGACAACAAACGCAAAUCAUGUGGAAUCAGUAUUUUUCUUCCAUACAAAAGAUAGUACAUUCUACCCUUGAGAUUGUUGCAGACAGAGUGAGAAGACACAGAUCACAUCCAAUGUCUGUCUGGAACUCAAGUCCAGGAGCUUUGGCAAUUAACUUGACCUUCUCCGACUAUUUGCCACAUUUUCCCUUCUACUUGACCUCUUUUGGUACGACUCCAAACUCGAGGUAUACAGCAGUGAUAUCAGUAACUCAUGGUGGCAGCAGUCCAAUUCACACCACACCUCUCUACAAGCUGGUCAAGAAUAUUGCUCGUAGCAAGUUUGUUGAAAGGAUUGUAGUUGUGUGGAGCAGCAGUAGCCAAGUUGCACCCACAGAGAGUCGUCUUCCAGGAGGAAGUGUUCCAGUACACAUCGUAGUGUCGGCGGAUCGGUCAACUUCAGCACGACACAGCCCACACCCACUCAUUACCACCGAUGCUGUGUUCUCCCUCGAUGAGGAUGUUUCACUCACUACAGAUGAGCUUGACUUUGCUUUCACUGUAUGGCGAACAUUCCCGGACAGAAUUGUUGGUUAUCCUGCACGUUCACAUCACUGGGAUGAUUCUAAGGCGGGAUGGAGUUAUACAAGCAGAUGGACCAAUUCGUAUUCUCUGGUGUUGACGGGAGCUGCAGUAUAUCACCGUUACUGGCAGCACGUGUACACCUAUCAGUCUCCCUCAGGUCUUCUCUCCACUGUCAAAACCACCUCAAACUGUGAUGACAUUCUCAUGAACUUCUUAGUUUCUGCCAUCACCAGACGACCACCUAUCAAGCUCACUCAGCGCAAACAGUACAAGGACAAUGCUUCAGAAGCAAGAUGGAUAUGGACAGACCCUACCCAUUUUCACCAGCGAACUGUCUGCCUCAACACAUUCGUUUCACUUAUGGGGCACAUGCCUCUACGACAUUCUAAUCUCCGUCUUGACCCUGUGCUUUUUAAGGACAAAGUUUCAAUGCAAAGGAAAAAAUAUCGACAAAUUGAGAAAAUAGGUAGCUAACAACAGCUAAUGUUUAGGUUUUAUAGUAAAUUAGUUUUCGGUGGGUAUUUUGUUUUGAGUGAGAAUUAUUUUCACACUAAGAUAAAUUCAGUGGAACAUCGGUAGUUCAGUUAGACUGAGUAUUUACAGAUUGCCUUCAUCUACUUAUUGUGUACUAAAAAUGGAAGUUAGAUUCUAAUUAUUUCAUAUUGCCUUUGCUUUGUGCAGAAGUUUUAAUUUAGAUUACAGAAUUUCACAAAAUAACUGGUGGAUCCCAGAAAAUUAUUUGCUCUUUAAAAGAGUCAUAGUCCAUUAAGUUUUGGAAAGUAUUUCCAAUUCUUUUAUAAAGUAUAGAACAUAUCAGGUGUGUGAUAUGUUCGUGUGUGAAUUCCUAGGUCAUUUUGUACAUGAACAUUUUUUUUAAUUCUAAUAAUUUGCAACACUUCACAUGUACUGUAACAACAUGGGCAGUUUGUAUAGAUUUUUAGAUUCGUGUAUAUUAAGGAAAUUGUAGAAGUAUUUACGGAGGUUAAUGUGUACAGCAGAUGACAGCCAUGUCUGUAGUCAUGUAAUGGAUAAAGUGAGUCAUUCAUUAUGGUGCCAUUUGUUAUAGCUAUGUAUGUUUAUAAUAAGGACACAGUCAUAGCUUAUUUAAGUUUUCCUUCUGUUAGGAAAUUGUGCUCAAAGGUUCUUUUUAUAUUGUAGUUUCUAGUUAUGGAAUUGGAGAAAUAUAAAUGAAUGGUUUGGUGAAAGAUGGCAGCAUUUUUCAUGCAUUCUAGAUGGCUUCCAGACACCAUCUUCCAUGCUCUUAAAUUGUUAAGUUAGGUUUGCUUGUUUAACACCAAACCAAAUAUUUUUUAGUCUGGGAGUGGGAGUUGCUAUUUUUUGCCAGAGUCAUUCCAAAAGUUCCUGUAAACAUAUAGAUUAAGAGCUACCUACUUGUUGAUGGUCUUGGGGUUCACCUCUGCAGUAUGGUCCCAGACCAGGCCUGGUUGAUGGCCUGAUCAGCGAGGUUCUUGUUGCUAGCAGCACUCACUCCAACAUAAGUCCCACACCUUGUAGGACAUUGUCAGGUUUCUUGACAGCUAGAGUGUCUGUUGAUAGGAAACAUAUUGAAUCCUCCAUUGCAAUGCACUUAGCUCUCAUAGCCAUACUCAUUUUGAGUUCAUAUUAUGCUCCUGGUGUUAGCAAAAAUUUGUUUUCCUUGUUAUUGGUCAGAAUUUCACGAUACACUACUCUGAUACUGCAGCCCAAGAUUUGUUGAUUUAAUCUUGUGAAUGCUCUAAUGGUGCAUGUGGAGUUUUAAAAACACAGGCUUAUAUGAAGAUAAAAAUAUCACUAUUUUGAAACAAUACUCCUCGGGUGCAAUAAUUACAACUUAUAAUUCUACAAUAUUUAAGGAACAAUCUUUCUGUUUCAGAAUUUCUGCUUAACAGUAGAAAAUAUGUGGAGAAAUAUUUGAAUACUUUUUAAUUUAAGUAUUUUAUAAGAAAAUUCAGUUUGAGAAGCUAAUGAAACACAAGAUGUUUAUUGAAUACUCAUUUUUGUGUCUAAAGUAAUAGUUGGUGCUUCGUUAAUGUACAUAGGCAAAAUAUAUGGCAGGAGAAUGUCAUUUCUAUGUAUGUAUGAUGCUGAAUAGUUGACUGAAGAUGUUUAAAUGUAAAUAAUUUGUGUACUCUCGCAUUGAAAAUAUUUCUCAAGCAUCUGAAAUGGUCUGUAGAUCUCGGUAAUGCAGUUACUUAUAUUUUUACAGCUUUCUUUAAACUGAAUCUGAUAUUUAAUACAGCUGAAGCAUACACUAAAUUGUCUAACGUAACAAUUAUUUAGCUUGGUAAAUAAUAAUAUAAUCAUAACUAAGUACUAAACCCUUAAAGGUAACAAACUUCAUUCUAUUAAACCGAGCAUAGGUUACUGGCCGUCUUCUUGUCAUCAGUGCCGAGGUUGGGAGACCACUCUCUCCCGCCUUCGCAUUGGCCACACUCGUCUUACUCAUGGGUAUCUCAUGGAGAGGCACCCUGCUCCUCUCUGUGAGCAGUGUCAAGUUCCAGUAUCGAUUAGCCACAUUCUGUUAGACUGCCCUCUCUAUCAACGAGCACGCAGAAUUUACCUCCAACGUCGUCUUUGUUCUACUACUCUCUCUCUACCUUCCCUUCUUGCUGAUGGACCCUCCUUUAAUCCUGACUCUCUCAUUGACUUCUUGACAACGACUGAUUUACUCCACAAACUCUGAUGAUACUUUUCGCACUCCCCUCAGCCCUUUCUAGUUCAGUCUCUUGCUGCCCUUUACCCUUUCACCAUCCACUGCCCCGCUGUUAUCCGUAACCUAUUACUCAUUCAUCUCCCUUUUGCCACCUGAUGCCCUCGCUUCCUUCCUGCCCUGCAGCGCUGUAUAGUCCUUGUGGCUUAGCGCUUCUUUUUGAUUAUAAUAAUAAUAAUCUGAAAUGAAUGUUGAAACUACAAAGUCUACAGGUCUGUGAAACAUGCUUGUAAUUUGUAAUUCAUCAUAAAUCAUCUUGGUGAUUUUUAAUGAACUUAAAAUAAAAUUUAGGUUUUUAAAUGGCAGUGUGUGACAUACACCAUGAUCUAAUGAAACAGUUUUCAAACUAUUGUGCGUUUCCUAGCUUAUUUAAUAAUAUUUGAGCAUUAGUGGAGAACAGAUAGUAAAAAUUAAACGAAGGUUUUCCAUUGUAGUAAAAUACUUACUGGAACUCAUCAGAACUAGUCUCAUAAUUAAUGUUUAUACGCUGUAUAGCCCUUGUGGCUUAGCGCUUCUUUUUGAUUAUAAUAAUAAUUAAUGUUUAUAAAGUAAUUUUUUUUUACUUGAAUUUAUAUUUUUGAUAGUUUAUAUGAAAUUCUUAGUCUGUUAUGUGAAAGAUUGAUUUAUAAACACUAGAUGCUAGCUCAUUCACUUCACAGUUAAGCUGAUAUGAAAUGAAAAUUUUACAAUACUAUGAAAGUAACAUUGUUUAAAGAGCACUGGAGAUGAACUGGUGAAGCAACUUAUGCAAGACUACCACCGAGUGUACAAGAAAGAACAUAAAGGCACAAUAAUGUGACUGGAACAAUACAGAAAUAACCUGCACAUAGAAGAAAAACUUAUAACGACAGUUUCAGUCCAGCUUGGACCAUUGACUAGUCAGUGGUCCAAGUGUACAAUUAUUUACAGGGAAAAUUGUCAUACCCAUAAAGAUUAUACAGCACUAGGAAAAUUGGAGGUAAUCAAAGUAAGGGAAUGGUAGCAUUUCCCUUCCACCAUUUUCCCUUUACCACUCCUCAAUUGAAGGGACACUCUUCACAAAAUUUGGCUUAGACACAUGUCUAAUAAAGUUCACAAGAUUUUUGUACACUAGGUGAUGUAGUUGGCAUGGCUGUUAUGCGAGUAAGGUCACUGGAUUGGUCCCUAGUACUCCUUACACAAUAACCUGGAAAUCUAGUGAUGCAGCAUUUUGUUUAAACUUGGUAAAAAUGCAUAGCAGCUAAGUUCAAAAUCUGUUGGCAAUACACACUACCACCACCACCACUUGUUAGUCUUAGGGAAAUUCCAGUUUUAUAUGUGAACAUCUUAAGACUGAAUACUUUUGUGGAUACCACAUACUAAAUAAAGGCGUAAUGCUGGCAAGUGGUACACACACUUAAUGCAGUGGUCUUCAUUGGUACAAUGUUGCACCCAAUAGACUUCAGUACGUUAAAUGUAUUUACCACUUCUUUGAAUACUGAGUCAUGAUAAUCUGUAUGUGAGAAUGUUGUCCUUGUGUGAGUGAAGGAUGAAUGGUGUUUGUUUGUAUUCCAAUGAUUUGGUAAUGUUCCUUCAAGAUAUAUUUUCACAGUAAUGUUGUCCUCAAUAAUUGGGAAUUCAGGGUGUAUUUUUAUAGCUGGAAAAUCCACUAAAGGUAAUGUAAAUAUUGUAUAGCUUCUAUACUGUGUAGUGCACAGAAUUCUAUGAGUGAAGUGGGGAAUGUGUGUAAUCAAGCAUACUCCAUUCUUAAGUAAAUACAGUGGCAAUAAAUGUAUUAUACUAAUUACAAAGAUUCAGCAUGCCCUUAGUUGUGAAGUAUAUAAUUGUUGUUACUUUACGAGUAAACUUAAAUUUGGAUUCAUCCUGUCAGGAGCAGGAGGGACAUGGCUUACAGAUGUUCCUCUAAGUAAAGGUGAGCCAUGUCCAUCCACUCACCCGUCCAAAAUGUAAUUUUUUACCAUUUUACUAUGAACUUCCCAUGCUUCAUUUCAUUAUUUUAGCAGUCUCACUGAUUUCUUAAUGAAAUUAUUACUGAAAAGCAAUAACACAAAAGAUUUAAAUUUUGAUAGUUUCAAAUCAUUUGAAAUUAUUCUGUCAGCUAAGGAAUUCUCACGAUUAUAAUCCAUACAAGUGGAACUUUAAGAAUUGUUAGAAGUGUCUAAAAUACAAAUCAAAAGAUAACUUAUUUAGGGAUUAGAGGUAAUGUUGUAAUACUCACAAUGUAUGUUCUGUAAACAAAUUCUCAUCCAAUUAAAAUGUGUAAAAAUAUUAAGGGUUGUUGUAUUAUGUUGUAGUUGACAGAAAAUAAUCAGCUGAGAGGAAGAAAGGAUGAUACAUUAUCAAUACACAAGAUUAUAGAAGGAUAAGAGAAUCAGUAAGGAACAUUUCCUAACACCAAGAGGGAGAACAAGAGAUCAUAGCUAAACACUAAGCAACAAGAGGUGAUGGAAAGAUACUAAAAUGGUCAUCACAGUAGUGGAACAACAGAACGAGUGUUUUAAUGGCAGGUGUUACCAACAAGUAUGGUAGGAAGAUACUCAGUGCAGACUAAACCCUUAUUAUUGACACUGUUUUGUUCUGUGUAGAACUUUACCAAGCCAUGACUUGAUAAAGCUAUGCAAAGGGCAAAAUGGUGUCCAUGAAGGCUUGCUCUGUACCAAAUGUCUUUCUGCCAAUGAACUGGGUUACAAGAGGUAUUAAGUGUAACAACAACCACUAGAAAUUGAAGAAAUCAUUUGAUACUGAAGAGUAGUAACAGGAAAAGGAUUCUUACAUGUUGCUAGUUACAGAUGAUGCAAAGAUGUCAUUCAUCUGCAGCCUUCAGACAUUGGAGGUUAGAGAGGAAUAUAACAUGUGCAAUACCUGAGCAUCUGUACAGAGACUUUUCUUAUAUGUGGCAGUCUUUAUCAGUCGAAUGCAAAGGCAUGAAGUUCAAACCUUUUAUACUGGAGCUAGUGGAAGAAGUGUCUCGAGAUGCAGCAAUAGAAGACCUGGUCACAUGUAGGCGGGGCCCACUGGGGAAGCAGAUGAGGUCCAGUCCACAUGUGACCAUGCUGUCAACUGCUACACCUCUCCAUUUCUUCAGUAUAAAAGGCAUACAUGUCUGCUUCUCAAUAAAGAUACCCAGGUGUUGCACGUCUUACUUAUCAUCUUGUCGAUAUUGUACAUUUGAUCUAAGGAGCUAAGGAGUAAUGUUGGAGGAUAAGUGUUUGUUAGAAUUAAGCCCCUAGUACAUGCAGUGAUGAUGAUGCCAGCUAAGGAAAUGAAACCAGAAACAAUAGUUUAUCUGACAGAGAAGAAACUUUAGGCAUUGGACAAUAUCAGGGGACGGACAUCACUCCUGACUUAUAUCCUGAAGCACAGAUUAGACAUACCAUCAUUGUUUACAUGACUGGCUAUUAUAAAAACUUCUGUCAUUAAAGAUGCUGUACACCAUGUAUGAGUUACUAGUUGACAUUGCAGCACUAGUGUGUAGUCAGUGCUAGCCAAGCACAAAGUGGUUUGCCACCCAGAUUAUUAUUAUAAUCAAAACUAAGUACUAAACCCACCCAGAGCUUAAGUGUAUGAGCUGUGAGGAAUGGCACCAGGAGCCAAGGCUUUUGCCACUGGACAAGAUACUCCAUGGUAUAAACAGAAUAGAAAAGGACAGAGUGCCUGUUAUGGCAAGGAGAGAACAAAUAGGCAUAAAUCUAAACUGAAUGCCUAGAUGAGCCACAGGGAUGUCAAGAACUAUUUUCCAGUGUAAUCAUGAAAAACAAUUAUGAGCCAAGUGAAGAGGUAGCAAAGACAAAAUUCAUUAAUGGGUUCCAAAGUAAAUUUAAUAAGAGCUCAAAAGACUAUGGUAGGAAUGAGCCAUUUGUAUCAAUUAUUUGAAGAUUAAGAAGCUAGACCACAGAUUGCGAGUAUUUGCAAACAAAUAAAACAUGCAGCUAUUAUAGGAGAGUGGUUAAAAAUGUCCUGCCAAAUACUUUGGUUUCUGAUUAAAAUACUGUACUGUAUAUCAAGUCUUAAGCUAAUAUGAGUAAAAUUAUACAAUAUAUGGGUAGAUUGCAUUUAUUUUGAUUUUUAAAAAAGCUUUUAAUAUAUCUCCUCGUGAAAGAUUAAUCUGCAACAAAAUAUAGGAGAAAUAAAUAAUAAAUGUUAUAUUGGAUGAGAUUUUUUUGUGUUAGCAACUUAUAAACAAUGGUAAAGAGGAAUUAUGUUUUGAUAAGAUCACAAGGAUGACUGCCCAAUGUUUUCAGUUUCUAUUAAUAUAUUACCAGAAGGAAUAAAAAUUAUCAAACGUUUGUGGAUGAUGUAAGAUAUUCUGUAAAACAUAACAAAAUGACUCUCUCUCUCAAAGAAACCUGGAUAAAUUAAGUUAGUAGUGUGAUGGAUGUAUUAUAUAAUUUCAAGUAGAUUAAUACCAUAAUGAAAGGUGAGAAAGGCCACAUGAAGAAUGUGUGCAUUAUGGGAGAAAAUAUUGAGAGCUGGAGAGAGAGGGGCAAGUCAAAGGAAUUAUGGAAGAUCACCAUAAGAAUAUCAAAUUUAAUAAGAAAAAUACAUGCAAUAUUGAUAAACUUCAAGAUAGUCUAGAUAAAGUGAUGGAAAAAAUGCUAAAUAAGAUGUCCACAAUGUUAGACUAAAAUUGUAAUAUCUAGUGGUCAUGGUGUCCUCACCUAAAGUAUCAUUAUAUUUCAGGGAAACACUAAACCUAAAGGAGUUGUGUAGUACCUGGGGAAAUAGGGGGUAAUCAAAUUUGAUCUAAGAAAGGGGGAAUGGGUGAAGGCUCCAAUUCCGUGAAUAACAAACCUUCAGCAGUAUCAAGGUUGUUCUUCCCUCACCCUCUUGUACAGUGUGCACCAUGCACCUUUAAUACAAAUAAUACAUAGUACUGUAAUAGAUAAACCAUAAAUUUGAGUUACAAAAUGGUUCCCAAAGCUAUUGAAAGGCAUGGUCCAAAGAAAAACUGGAAGCACUAAGAACAUUCUCAUUUGUUUCCCUGAGAUGAUGAUUUUGAGAAAUGUGGCAAAGCUCAUUAUUUUUAUAGAGUUUAUGGUGACUGAAGGAGGGAGGAUGUAAGGAAAAGAAAGGUUGGAUGUGAGGAAAAGGACUUAGAAGGUGAGGGAGUUAGGUUAGAGAAUUAAUCAAGUGCGGUGUGUGUGUGUGUGGGGGUGGGGGGUUAGCGGGAGGGGACAGGACAAUAUAAACUACUUCAUUCAAGGCAUCAGAUGGGAAGCUGUUGCUGCUGGAUGUAUGUAACUAUCAGAUUGUGCUGUAUGAGUCACAAAACAAUGUAUAAUAACCUAAUAUACACACAUUUUUUCAACACGUCGGCUGUCUCCCACCGAGGCAGAGUGACCAAAAAAGCAACACUCAAUAUCAUUCACACACAAUCACUGUCCUUGCAUAGGCACCCAGAUAUGACAGUUUAGAUGUCGCUAAAAACAGCCAAUAUUUCAAACUCCUUCUUUAAAGUACAAGCAUUGUACUUCCCACCUACGGUUUACCCUGAAUUCCUUCACAAAAUAUUACCCUGCUCACACUGCAACAGCUCAUCAGGUCCCAAAAACCAUUCAUCUCCAUUCGCUCCUGUCUAACACACUCACACAUGCCUGCUGCAUGUCCAAGUCCCUUGCACACAAAACCUCUUUUACCCCCUCUCUCCCUCCACCAUAUAAGAGUGUUGGUACCACUAUACUGUUGUAUAUUCCCUUCUUUGCCUCCAUGGGUAAUGUUUUUUGUCUCCACAGAUACCUCAGUGCACCACUCACCUUUUUUUUUUUUCCUUUAUCAGUUCUGUGGUUAACCUCAUCCUUCAUAAACCCAUCCGCUGACAAGUCAACUCCCAAAUGUCUGAACACAUUCACUUCUUCCAUACUCCCUCCCUCCCAAUGUGAUAUCAAUUUUCCUUUACCCAACUCAUUUGAUAUCCUCAUCACCUUACUCUUAUCUACGUUCACUUCCAACUGUCUUCCAUUACGCAACACCCUAGCGCUGGCUUCUUUUACAACUCCAUCUAUAAAUAUGUUAAACAACCAUGGUGACAUUACACAUCCCUGUCUAAGACCUACUUGUACUGAAAAGCAAUCUCUCCCUCUCCUACACACCCUAAUAUGAGCCUAUCCUCAUAAAAACUCUAUACAGCAUUUAGUAACUUACUACCUCCCCCCCUCCCUUUCCCUUUAAAGCAUAAGUGUGGGGUGAAAUGUAUGUGGGAAAAAGUUGGGAGGAAGGAACAAUACUCUUUAUUCCUGUCACGCAUUCAUUCUCAUUCAUCCAUUACCAUUAAUAAACUUUGCACCAUUCUUUCUACAUGACUAAAAUCAUCUUGGCCCUUUUGGUCUUUUAAUUACACCUCAUACCACAAACCAUUUUCUGUUAAUUUUCCUAUUCUCCUUAUAUUAACACACAAUCUUAGAUGUGUCUCCAUUGUCUCCAACAUCACUGUCCUCUUCACAGCUACACUCAAGAGACUGUCUCACAUUUAUACAAGCACUGCCACCACAAUACAGCUGGUGAAAUACAGGAAUAAGUUAGAGAGUACUAUAACUACUUAAAAUACUGUAUAUGAAAUAAUUACCAAAAAUGGAACACAAUCAGUACAACUCCACUCCUGUAGAUUUCAACAGGUAAUUACAAAUAGGUAAUUAAAAAGGAAUCCUGCAAAUCCUUGAACAUCUUUCCUUCUAUCACAGCCUCAGUGAAGCAACACACUAACAGUCCCAACACUCCACCUACUUUCAACAUUCCAGUUUUAAUCAUUUACUUUCACUGCUUUACCAACCUGCAAUGGUCAUUCCUCUUCAACCCAAGUAUCAAAUUGUUGCCACAGUUAUUUGUAUAUAAAAAUGAUGAAGCAGAAGUUAUUAAUGCAUUGUACCUUAAGACAUGACUAGGUGAAACCUGUGCAUAAAGGAAGACGAAACUACUGCUUAUGAACGAGGCAAAGAAACACACCAGAAUGAAAAAGAAAAACAAUUUGGAUAGAUUUUUUUUUCAAUAUUAAGCUCAAAACAAAAUCCAAAUGUACCAAGAGUUUUUUUUUUACUACAUUUACCUGAAGAUGGUUUCAGAAAUCAUUGUCUGGUCCAGGACCGAGACCAGGCCUCUCUGUUGACCUGAUUAGCAAGGCUGUUGAUGUACUCUGAACAUGCGCACACAAUCACAGCCUGGUUGAUCAGUUGAAAACAGAUUUAUUACUAAUUCCCCUUAUAGUUAAUGGAAGGAUGUUGAAAAGUCGUAUAUCCUCACCAGGAUAGGAUGGGAAACAAUUAUAUGCCUUUGUUAUGCUGGCAUAAUUUUUUAUGAAAAAUAUAUUUGCAACUUUUAUCAUCUUAAUUUCCAGAUGUUGAAAUUUUUUUAUAUUUAAUACUACAUGUAUUCAUCUGUGUAAUACAAAAUUGUUCGUAGUUAUAAUUUUUUUGGAUUCAUUGUUUGUAUAUCAAAUCAAUAAUGUUCAUUUUGUUAAAUUUAUUUACAUGUGUGUAUUUCAUGUACGUAUGUAGAUUUAAAAUUAUAUAUUGUAAUAUUUUUCUAUAUUUUUAUUUGUAUUUCUUGAAUGUAAAUGUUUAUAAGAAAAACUCAUCAAAAAUCAUAUGUAGCACAAUUAAUGUACUUUGAAGUUAUGGUAUGUGAUCUCAUUAUGUGGUUAAAUAUUUAAUAAUUGAUAAAAACAACUUUGUUGCUGCUGGUGUUUUAUUCUGUACAAGCUUUAUUAGAUUUACUACAGUCCUAAUUUAUCACGCUUGUUAAUGGGUUUCAAUAUAAUGUUUUAAUGUUUUCAGUCAGUGGGUUCAGAAUUAUGGGCAGUCCUUGUGGGGGGGAAAAUUGUUGAUAUAAAAGCUUGAUAUUAACUUUGCAUAAUACAUAUUGUCUUAGGAAAAUGUCGAUGUAUGAAUGAAUAUACGAGUGAAUUUAGCUUGUAUGAGGAAUGUCUUCUAGCGAGACGAUGCUGAUGAUGAUAACGCUAACAUUUUUGUACAUAUUUUGUACCCGAAGCAUGUACAGGUGCAUUCCUCAAAAAUAAAUAAAAAAAAGC